CAUCAUAUAUCCUCAGAACUCAUCUUGUAAUUAACACUUGCUUGAAAUGGAUUCUAAAGAUCAACAAGGAGAAAAGAAGUCAAGUGGUGCAAAAAUAUUAGAGAGAUUGGUGAAGGGAGAAAUUGGAGAUGAGGAAUUGAAGGAGCUCAUUAGAGUUCGGUUUGAAAAGAGAUUGCAAUGUGGUUAUAAACCCACUCCCCAAGACCAACUUGCUUCCGAGAUGGCCUUCAUAAAAUCCUUGAAAGAUAUGAAGAUGUCAGGAGAAUUGGAGGCUGUGAACACCGAGCUAUAUGAAUUACCUACAGCUGCUGUUGCAGCCACUCUUGGAAGCACCCUCAAACAAAGUGCUUGUUACUUCAAAGAGGAAUCCAUGUCGAUAGACGAAGCAGAGAUCGCUGCAUACGAGUUGGACUGCGAACGAGCACAAAUAAAAGACGGGCAAACUAUACUUGACAUUGGUUGCGGCUUCGGGGGUUUAGUUCUUCAUAUUGCUCAGAAAUAUAAGAAUUCUCAUGUUACAGGAUUGACUAAUUCCGCCGAGCAAAGAAAUUAUAUUAUGUUGCAAGUAGAGAAGCUUGACUUAUCGAAUGUGGACGUCAUAUUAGCUGAUGUGACUAAGUACGAAUUCGAAAAUGAGAAAAAAUUUGAUCGAAUAUUAGUUGUCGAAGCCAUAGAGCACAUGAAAAACAUUCAGCUGUUUCUGAAGAAAAUCUCAAACUGGAUGAAAGAUGAAGAUAGUUUCCUUUUUGUGGUGCACCUUUGCCACAAGGCAUUUAGUCAACAUUUUGAGGCACUUGAUGAGGAUGAUUGGUACACCAGUUACGUACUUCCAGAAGGGAGCGUGACUUACCUGUCUGCUUCAGCUCUUCUAUAUUUUCAGGAUGAUGUCUCCGUCGUGGACCAAUGGUUGUUGAGCGGAACGCACAUGGCACGUUCACAGGAGGAAUGGUUCAAGAGAUUUAAAAUAAAUUUGGAAGCCGCAAGUAAAGCACUAACGGUGGGACUUGGAAGUGAAGAAGCAGCGAACCAAGUUAAUAUUCAGUAUAAGACAUUCUUUAUGGGGUAUGUCGUGCAAUUCUCAUUUAACAAUGGAGAAGAAUGGAUGAUUUCACAUUAUCUCUUCAAGAAAAAGUAACUUUAAGGCAGACCGAGUCUUUUUGUGUAGUUUAGGCCUGUUUUCCAAAUAGCUUUUGCGUUAAGAGUCUGUAUGGGUUUUUUCAUCCUUCCUUGUCUUACAAGUUAGGGUUUUUCCCAAAUCUAUCCGAGAGUGUUCUUGAUUUAUUAAGUUGAAUUUGAUUAAUAAAAUUCAUUUUCUUAAAUUAGCGCAAGUGGUCUAGAUAAAUAUCAAUUAAUCAUAGUUGUAAUU
Molecule: messenger RNA, 1366 nt
Organism: Papaver somniferum (opium poppy)
Lineage: Eukaryota; Viridiplantae; Streptophyta; Magnoliopsida; Ranunculales; Papaveraceae
Product: N-methyltransferase 4-like
Exons: 8
Coding region: 47-1135 (362 amino acids)
Source: RefSeq, a predicted model, not a curated record